AUGAAUAAAGACAACCAUAGAUUUAGGAUUUACAACCCACAUCAACAUGAACGAGUAAGGAAAACGGAUGCGUCCAGAAAGAGCGACGGGAAAGAUAUAAAAGAUUAUGAAGCCAAAGAUGUUUAUGGGCCUCAAAUAACGGCUAAAGAUGGACCUCUUCUGGACAAACAUGACAGUUUCUACUUAACUACGAAAAGUUUGCUUGUACUAUUUCAAAUAAUGGGUGUCAUGCCCAUAAUGAGAGUAUCAAAAAAUGCCCAAACGACCAAGCGAACUACGUAUAAUUGGAUAUCAAAAGCGACAUUAUGGGCUUAUUUAGUUUGGGGUUUGGAAUGUAUUAUAGUAGUUAAAGUUGGCAAAGAACGUCUCGCGAAUUUCCAAAACAGUUCAAACAAGCGUUUUGAUGAAGUCAUCUACAAUAUCAUAUUUUUGAGUAUCCUCAUUCCACAUUUCCUUUUGCCUAUCGCAUCGUGGCGGCACGGACCUCAAGUGGCCAUUUUUAAAAAUAUGUGGACUCAUUACCAGUUAAAAUACUUGAAGAUCACAGGAACACCAAUUGUAUUUCCAAAUUUGUACUCACUGACAUGGGGUUUGUGCAUAUUUUCAUGGGCACUAAGCUUCGGUGUAAUAUUGUCGCAACAUUACUUACAAGAUGAUUUUGAAUUGUGGCAUUCGCUAGCUUAUUAUCAUAUUAUUGCUAUGCUCGAUGGAUUUUGUUCUCUAUGGUACAUAAACUGCAACGCGUUCGGCACAGCGUCCAGGGGAUUAGCGAUCAACUUGCACAAGGCUUUGGAGUCCGACCACCCGGCGCUGAAGUUGGCUCAGUACCGCCAUCUGUGGGUGGAUUUAUCGCAUAUGAUGCAGCAAUUGGGCCGUGCCUAUUCCAACAUGUAUGGAAUUUAUUGCAUGGUGAUAUUCUUCACGACUACUAUUUCGCUCUACGGUGCUCUUUCUGAAAUCUUAGAACACGGUCUGAGUUACAAGGAGAUGGGCUUGUUCGUCAUAGUUGCAUACUGCAUGACACUACUCUUCAUAAUUUGUAAUGAAGCCUAUCAUGCUUCUAGAAAGGUCGGCCUGGAGUUCCAAGUUCGCCUUCUGAACGUAAAUCUGGGCGUUAUCGAUCGAAGCACGCAACGAGAGGUUGAAAUGUUUCUAGUUGCCAUUGCUAAGAAUCCACCUAUUAUGAACUUAGAUGGUUUCACUAAUAUCAACCGAGAGUUGUUUGCUGCUAACAUAUCAUUCAUGUCGACGUAUCUCAUCGUACUAAUGCAGUUCAAAUUGACUCUUCUACGUCAAGGACCGCGAAAAGUUAUCAAGAAUUUGGUUAAAGCAAUAUUUAAUACAACAACAACACUCGCUGUUGAUUACGACGAUGAAGAGAACGAAGAAUAAUUGUUUUAAAUCCUUUGCCUAGAAGUGCACAAGCAGAUUGACUUAGUAAAAGCUUCAAAGGAACAAGAUGAAAAUUUUAAGCAAACUACGCCGUUCUAAAUUACUGCAUCUUCGCUAAUUAGUUUCUUGUUUGCAAAAUUAUGUAUGUACAUAGAAUAUAAGUUUAUAACCAUGGUCUUAUACAAAGGUAUUUAAAAUUAUGGAAUAAUUGCUUAAACUAGAGUACUUUCAAUCUAUAAACUAGGUUAUUAUCGUUUUUAAAUUUAACUUUUUUCACUUAGUAGGAUGAAGUAAUGAUAUAAAAUACCUUUAGUACACUUACUAUUUUAAAACUGAAUGGUUUGAACUCAGCAAUCCAUUAUUAAUGAUGGCAAACAGCAAUUUGCAAUUUUAAUGAUUACAUUAGUAGUAUUAGCAUUGGAACGCCAUUUAUUGUUUGGAUCGAUAUCUGAUAUUUAUAGUAAAUUUAGUAGAGCUGAUAGCACUUUUCAAUUAACAUAAUGAAAUUUUAAUGUGAGUUUUGAAAUAAUUGUUCAUUUAGUUGUAAUACCUGUGUGAAUACUGAGUUUAUUUAGCACAGACCUAUUUUCAUUCAAUUAUCAUAUUUAGUGCGGUGUUACCUUUCUUUGAUUUACGUUGUUUAAAAUAACAAACGAAAGGUCGGUUAAGUUAAUUAUAUUGAAAUUGUUUGAA
Molecule: messenger RNA, 2085 nt
Organism: Manduca sexta (tobacco hornworm)
Lineage: Eukaryota; Metazoa; Arthropoda; Insecta; Lepidoptera; Sphingidae
Gene: Gr21a
Product: gustatory and odorant receptor 22
Exons: 9
Coding region: 1-1392 (463 amino acids)
Biological process (GO): sensory perception of taste
Cellular component (GO): dendrite; membrane; neuronal cell body
Source: RefSeq, a predicted model, not a curated record